AUAAAUGGAAUUGAAGUAUAAAGUGGUUGUAUAAUAAAUAUUAGUUAAAUAAAUGCAUUUCAUGUUUCAAGAAGGAAAACAUGUGCAAAAUGAGUUGAUGGUUCUUAAUUUGGUUUGUUAUAGGCCCUUUAAAUUUUUGUUAUAGUAUAAAUAUAAAAUUUGUAGACUAGUUAGUUCUAGAGAUGGUGGCAAAAUAGGAAAGUAUCCCCGUUCACGACAGUAUUCGUAGAGGAACCUGUUAGAAAAUUCCUUGGUUUUGCCAACAUCUGACCAGUCGACCGCUGGUUGAGCUUGAUUUACGCUCACGUGAUAAGUAUACGGCGUUUGGGGUCGGCCCGGUUGGGGUUACCAGUAAAUCUACCUUCUGGUUCUUUGGAUAUGAAAUUUUUGUACUUUGUAGGAUGAAGAUUAUGUUAUAUUAAAUGUGAUUUGCAUGUUAAGAGAUGAUAAUCAAUGUAGACUUAGAGAAAGGGAUCAUGUACCCAUCAAAGCAGAAACAAAUCUUUAACCUUCCCGGGGAUAUCUCACAAUCAUCAUCACCGUCUUCUACAUCUGCUCCUGCACUAGUACUUACAUCUUCUGGAAAGCGGAUAGAUCAGGCUGGAAAGAAAAAAUACGUAAAGCAAGUGACAGGUAGACACAAUGAUACAGAGCUGCAUUUAGCAGCCCAACGUGGUGACCUUGACGCUGUGAAACAAAUUCUGGAUGAAAUUACUUCGCAAAUGGUGGGAACGUUAAGUGGAGCUGAUUUUGAUGCCGAAGUUGCUGAUAUCCGGUCAUCCGUAGUAAAUGAAGUGAAUGAGUUGGGAGAAACAGCAUUGUAUACGGCUGCAGAAAAGGGACAUCUUGAGGUUGUGAAAGAACUUUUGCAGUAUACGGAUAAAGAAGCACUUACAAGAAGAAGCCGCUUGGGAUUUGAUACUUUGCAUGUAGCUGCUAGUCAUGGACACCAUGCCAUAGUCAAAUUGCUACUUGACCACGACAUAUCACUAUGCCAGACAAGAUCACAAGGAAAUGCAACUCCUCUAAUUACCGCAUCUUCAAAAGGGCAUGCUGCUGUUGUUCAAGAGCUACUGGCAAAGGAUCCUAGCUUGUUAGAUACUCCAAGAUCCAAUGGUAAAAAUGCAUUGCAUCUGGCAGCAAGAUCGGGUCAUGUUGAGAUUUUGAAGACACUGCUUGAAAAGGAUCCACAACUGGCCAGAAAAACAGACAAUAAGGGCCAAACCGCAUUGCAUAUGGCUGUAAAAGGCGCAAACAGUGAGGUAGUUCAGUUGCUGCUGGAGGCUGAUGCUGCUAUUGUAAUGCUGCCUGAUAAGUUUGGUUUCACUGCAUUGCAUGUUGCUACGAGAAAAAAGAGAGCCGAGAUAGUAAACGUGUUGCUUAGUCUCCCUGAUACCAACGUUAAUGCACUAACCAGAGACCACAAAACUGCACUCGACAUAGCGGAAGGGCUUUCCCUAUCAGAAGAAUCGGCGGACAUAAAAGAUAGCCUGAUCCGUCGUGGUGCAGUCCGAGCCAAUGAACUGAAUCAACCAAGAGAUGAGCUAAGAAAUACUGUGACCCAGAUCAAAAACGACGUCCACAUCCAGCUCUUACAAACCAAAAAAACAAAUAAAAACGUCCAUGGAAUUGCUAAAGAGCUGAGAAAACUCCAUCGUGAAGGGAUCAACAAUGCCACCAAUUCAGUUACUGUGGUGGCUGUGCUUUUUGCUACUGUUGCAUUUGCUGCUAUAUUCACGGUUCCUGGUGGGGACAACGACGAUGGGAUGGCAGUGGUGGUCCACCGAAUUUCUUUUAAAAUCUUUUUUAUAUUCAACGCUAUUGCUCUUUUUACUUCUUUAGCAGUGGUGGUUGUUCAGAUCACAUUGGUUAGAGGUGAAACAAAAGCUGAAAGAAGGGUGGUUGAAGUCAUCAACAAGCUUAUGUGGUUAGCUUCUGUGUGCACUUCUGUGGCAUUUAUGGCCUCAUCUUAUAUAGUCGUGGGUCGAAAGUAUGAAUGGGCUGCCAUUUUGAUUACAGUAGUUGGUGGUGUUAUAAUGGUGGGAGUGCUUGGAACAAUGACAUAUUAUGUGAUUAAGUCGAAAAAAACUCGUUCAAUGAGAAAGAAGGAGAAGAUUGCAAGGAGUGGGACGACCUCGUGGAUGCCUUCUGAGUUUUCUAACUCGGAUGUUGAAAGAAUAUAUGCUAUUUGAGCUACAAAAACUUGUUCAACACUCCAAUGAUGUCUAUAGUUAGAUGUAGUUAUCAAAUGUCCUGUAGUUCUUGAAGUGGGAACAACUAAGGUACAUUUUGUUGAUUUGUUUUUGGCCUAAAAGCUCAUUUGGUAUGUUGGUAUAGCAAGGUUGAGAGUUUUUUUUU
Erigeron canadensis is the source of this 2358-nucleotide messenger RNA. RefSeq names its product ankyrin repeat-containing protein ITN1-like. Gene Ontology annotation, cellular component: plasma membrane. The transcript has 4 exons. Gene Ontology annotation, molecular function: protein phosphatase regulator activity; protein phosphatase 1 binding. The record is from RefSeq and is a predicted model, not a curated record. Bases 444 to 2192 code for a protein of 582 amino acids. Lineage: Eukaryota; Viridiplantae; Streptophyta; Magnoliopsida; Asterales; Asteraceae.